AUGAGGGCCCUGCAGGGCGCCUUGUACCGCGUCCUUUUGGCAGCGACUCUCUGGGCGCUCUUGGCAGCGGCAGCCAAGCCACAGACCAAGGGCUACAAGAACAAGGAGGAAGCCCGAACUGCCGCAGCGCAGCUUCAGGCGCUGGCCUCAGCCGAGCGCCGCCAGCUGUUCAACGACUGGAAGGCGGAGUAUGGAAAGAACUUUGGGGCCAACGGCAGCCAGCUGGACAACCUCAAGUUCUCCAAGUGGAGCGCCAGGCUGGAUGCCGUCAUUGAGCACAACAAGGCCGCCGUGUACAGCUUCAAGGGCCUCAACCGCUUCAGCGAGCUGAGCUUCCGGGAGUUCUCCUCCAAGUGGCUGAUGACGCCCAAGGACCCCGCUGAGCUGGCGGGGCGCGUGCCGGUGCCAGGCGGCGGCAGCCGCCGCCUGCUGGCAGAUCCGCCGGCCGCGCUGGACUGGCGCACGCAGGGCGUGGAUCUGCCCAUUCGUGACCAGGGAGGCUGCGGCGCCUGCUGGGCGUUUGCCGCCAUCGCCGCGGUGGAGGCUAAGGCGUUGAUCCUGGGCACCGCCACAGACAUCAGCACCCUGGACCUGUCGGAGCAGCAGCUGGUGGACUGCGCCAAGUCUGGCACCCUUGACUAUUGGAGCCUGGGAUGCGAGAGCGGGUACUCGGACGACGCGCUGUGGUACCUGUCGGAUUACUACGGUACCACCGAGGCGCGGUACCCCUUCCAGGGGGUGAUCGUGGGGUACAACGCUACCAAGGGGGUGGGCUCCAACGAGAGCUACUGGAUCGUGCGCAACCAGUGGGGCGACUGGGGAGAGGCGGGACACAUCCGGGUGCAGAUGACGCAGGCGGGGGCCUGCUCCAUGCCGCCCCUGGGAGGCCUGACCAGGUCGCCGCCGCCGCCACGGCCCCGCCCCCAGAUCGAGGCUGUGAUGAGGGACGCAGCGCUGUGGCGCGGCUUCACAGGCGUGUGGGACACCCUGAGCAGCCCCUCCCUCACCGCCGACACCCGCCUGCUCACCUCUGGCCUCAACACACAGCUGGCGGUGCACUUCCGCGCCGGCCUGGCCGACCCCAAGCGCCGCUACGUGCGCGCCGCGCUGUUUGCCAGCACCGCCGUGGACCGCGCCACCGCCGCCCUGCUGCCGCCCAACGCCACCGCCGGCACCGGCUGGAAGCUGAAGGUGACGGUCAACGGGCGGGUGCUCAAGCCUGCAGACGCUGCCCCCAUGGGCGGCGGGGAGGUCGUCAGGACGUUCCCCGCCGCCAAGGGGCGCUCCGCACGGAUGGCGAUCCUCACCCCCAAGAUGCGCAUCAGCAUGAAUGUGGCCUCCAAGACCUCGGCCGCGGACCAGCAGCGGUUUGGCAAGUGGCUCAACGUCAGGGUGACCGUCUUCAGGACCCAGAUCCUUCCGAAGCCAGUCCUGGGACUGUUUGGCCCCUCCUACAUCGCCGCCCGGGGGUGA
Chlorella variabilis is the source of this 1473-nucleotide messenger RNA. RefSeq lists its product as hypothetical. Bases 1 to 1473 code for a protein of 490 amino acids. Gene Ontology annotation, cellular component: lysosome. The record is from RefSeq and is a predicted model, not a curated record. The transcript has 16 exons. Lineage: Eukaryota; Viridiplantae; Chlorophyta; Trebouxiophyceae; Chlorellales; Chlorellaceae. Gene Ontology annotation, molecular function: cysteine-type endopeptidase activity.